UGCUACCUCACAAAUGCAGGCAACGUACGCCAGGAAAAGCUUUCCUUGCUUUGACGAACCAGCCAUGAAAGCAGUCUUUAGUGUCACGAUCAUUCACUCACGAGACACUGUGGCUCUGUCCAAUGGCAAGGAAAAGGAAGCUUCAGAGGCUGUCAUUGACAGCGUGGCUGUCAAAAUUACAACAUUUGAGCCCACGCGGAAAAUGUCAACAUAUCUACUGGCAUUUAUCGUCAGCGACUUUGUUCCCAUUGAGUCAAACCAAAACGAUUUGUUGAUUCGAAUCUGGGCUCGGAGAAAAGCAAUAGAUGAUGGUCAGGGGAGCUAUGCUCUCAAUGUUACAGGACCCAUCCUGAGGUUUUAUGAGCAUUAUUACAACACAUCAUAUCCUCUCUCCAAGUCAGAUCAGAUCGCUUUGCCCGACUUCAACGCUGGAGCAAUGGAGAACUGGGGUCUGGUCACAUACAGGGAAACGGCCCUGCUCUAUGACCCCAUCCUUUCCUCCACUGGAAACAAAGAGAGGGUCUCAACUGUGAUUGCCCACGAACUCGCACACAUGGACGCUCACCAAAUUCUGGCGGUUUGUUUUUCCAAGGGUGCAGCAGUGCUAAGGAUGCUGUCAGAGUUUCUCACCGAGCCUGUGUUUGCUAGAGGACUCAGUUCUUACCUGAACACAUUCGCUUUUGGUAACACUGUAUAUACAGACCUGUGGGAUCAUCUCCAACAGGCAGUUGAAAAUGCACCAGGAAUACAUAUUCCACACUCUGUGGAAAAUAUCAUGAACCGCUGGACUCUCCAGAUGGGCUACCCAGUCGUCACUGUUGACACCCGGACAGGAAGUGUCACACAGAAACACUUCCUGUUGGAUCCAGGCUCUACAGUGGACAGACCCUCUCAGUUCAAUUACACCUGGUAUGUCCCUAUCAAAUGGAUGAAGACGGGUGUGCAGCAGCCACAAUACUGGCUCCUUCAAAAAACAGACACUCAUAUUCCGAUGAGAGUGUCAGGACAGGACUGGGUACUCGCAAACACAAAUGUAUCUGGAUACUUCAGGGUGAACUACGAUCCUGAUAACUGGGACCGUCUCCUUUCCGUGCUCAACACCAACCACCAGACUGUAUCAAUCAUCAACAGGGCACAAAUUAUCGAUGAUGCAUUCAAUUUAGCAAGAGCCAAAAUAAUCAGCACCACACUGGCUCUGAGAACUACCAAAUACCUGUCAAAAGAGCGAGACUACAUCCCCUGGGAGUCAGCUUUGAGAAACCUCAACUACUAUAUUCUCAUGUUUGACCGCAAUGAAGUCUACGGAGUUUUGCAGGCAUACCUUAAGAAACAAAUACAACCUCUAUUUGAGCAUUUCAAGACAAUUACAUCUAACUGGACAAGAGUACCUACAGGACACACCGACCAGUAUAAUCAGAUAAAUGCUAUUGGGAUAGCCUGCAGUGCGGGAGUGGAAGGCUGUAGGGAGCUUAUAAAAAGCUGGUACAGAGAGUGGAUGAAAAAUCCAAGUCGCAACCCGAUCCAUCCCAACUUGAAAAGCACAGUUUAUUGCUACGCCAUAGCCUUUGGUGGUGUGGCAGAGUGGGACUUUGCCUGGAACAUGUUCAAGAAUGCUACUCUGGCAUCUGAAGCGUCCAGGCUCAGGUCUGCACUGGCCUGCAGCAAAAUACCUUGGCUUUUGAACAGGUAUCUGGAGUACACACUAGACCCAACUAAGAUCCGUAAGCAAGAUGCCACCUCUACCAUCCAGAAUAUUGCCCGAAAUGUUGUGGGGAUGCCGCUAGCAUGGAACUUCGUCAAUGCUAGAUGGAGUUACAUCUUCCAACAAUAUGGAAAAGGAUCAUUUUCCUUCUCUAAUCUUGUCAGUGGAAUCACACAGAGAUUCUCUACAGAGUAUGAGUUACAGGAGCUUAAAAGAUUCAAAGAAGAAAACCUCAGUGUUGGCUUUGGUUCUGCCACCAUGGCCCUAGAGCAGGCCAUAGAGAAAACAACGGCUAACAUCAAGUGGGUGACAGAAAACAAAGCUGAAGUGCAGCGGUGGUUUGCUCAGGAGUCCACGUGAGAACACCAAAAGCCACCACAGUCCUUUUUUCAGUACUGACAGUGAUAUGUAAUUAAUGAAAAUCACUAUAAUCAUCGGAAACAACAAAAGCCUUUUCUCUUGACAAAUGCAGAUGGACUGUUUAACUGUUGUCACACAAUAGCCCACUUAACAUCAGCUUUAGUGCAAGGGAAGGGAAGAGACCAAGACAGCGUGUUUGUUUUCUACAUAUUUUACAUUAUAAGUUGAUCCUUAUCAUGAUUUAUACUAUUACCCAAGGCAGUAAAUUUAAUGUAGAGCAGUAGAGGCAGAGAUUAAUGGCAGCAAUUCUACAAGUGGUUAAAAUCUGUUGACGACAGCUGUUUUCAUGCAUGUGCUUGAACUUUCCUAGACCGACAGAGAUGCAUGGGAGAAAUGUCUGAUGUGGUGGGAUCAGACAUUAAACAGUCUCUAUCCUGCCAACUUCCUAGUACAAAGUGCAUAUGAUGUGCGGUUGAAGCCAUGGUAGAAUUAUACUUAAAAUAAGUCACUGAAUUACAGCAAGUGCUGACCACUAAACACAAAGUAUUUCCAGAAUUAAGAGCACAUCUAAAGUUGUGUACUUUCUGUCACCUGUGAAAAAGGACAGCUUUAGACAAAUGACCUCAUUCACAAAAUUUUAAUUUUAUGUUGCUCAUCAUCAUGUGAUCGUUUGCUUCCAUCAUGUGACAUCAUGUGUCACACCAACACUGUCCUCCUCCUUCCCUGCAUCCAUAAACCUCCUCUAUGCUUUUCUUCUUCUCCUGCUGCUUGGCAGCUCUACAUAUUUAACAUCCUUU
Messenger RNA from Pundamilia nyererei, 2859 nucleotides. RefSeq names its product aminopeptidase N-like. Lineage: Eukaryota; Metazoa; Chordata; Actinopteri; Cichliformes; Cichlidae. Gene Ontology annotation, biological process: peptide catabolic process; proteolysis. Gene Ontology annotation, cellular component: cytoplasm; plasma membrane. Gene Ontology annotation, molecular function: metalloaminopeptidase activity; peptide binding; zinc ion binding. Bases 14 to 2062 code for a protein of 682 amino acids. The transcript is spliced from 18 exons. The record is from RefSeq and is a predicted model, not a curated record.